AUGAACACUUUCCCUCCUCAGCUAAUCUAUCAACAAAACGGUUCCUCGAAUGGUCAAGUGUCCCCAAAUCAUUCACCCACCCGCUCGCCGUCGCCACCAAUCGUCUCUUCAGGUCAAACCUCGCCGUCUCUCGGUUAUCCCGCAACACAUGGAGUACCAACAAUGUAUGGUGGCGGUAACAUGCCCAUGUACCCUUUUCAGCCAAAGUCACAAUCAAAAUUAUUGGCACACGCGUACAUUUCACAUCCCCUUCCCAACCAAACCUCGGGACCGCCAGGACAAACUUUAAUCUCAGCAUCCGUUGCCGUGAAUCAACAACAGCUCAAUGUUUUGUCCCCAGAAGUAACAAUAGGUUCAAUACAUUGGCAACAGCAACUCAACUAUGCUCAGAUAUCUCGUCAGUCAGCUUCCCCCCACCACCACGCUCGGCAAGCAGCUGUUGUAGCCCGAAAUUGUAAUCUCGGAAGUUCAGCAAUCGCGAUAACGGAUCCGAACAAUCCAAACAAACCCCCAGUAAAUGGUGUGCAAACGAAAAAAGAAAUCAACGGGGACAGGCAAGAUUCACUACAUCAACAAUGGAUGAUAAUUGAUCUGGGCGGUAUGGGCCUCAAGAACAUUAGCAAGGAACUUUUCCAAUACAAAUUCCUCACCACUCUCUAUAUAAAUCAUAAUAAUCUGACCUACAUCUCACCGGAAAUCUCCAAGCUAAGAAGCCUCGUGCUGUUAGAUAUGUCGGGCAACAAAUUGUCUGACAUCCCACCUGAAGUUGGAAUGCUGACGAACUUGAGGGAUCUUUUAUUAUUUGACAACAACCUCGUGUCAUUGCCAUAUGAACUGGGCACCCUAUAUAAACUGGAGACUCUUGGCAUCGAAGGAAAUCCAAUUAGUGAUUUAUUUAAAAAUUUACUACAAAAAGAGGGCACAUCGGCAGUGAUCUCAUAUUUGCGGGAUAAUUGUCAAGUACCUCCUUAUCCAAUGGAAAGGGAUUGGAUAAUGUUGGAGAACGAACCCGCUAGUGGAGAUCGUGACACCUUUACCCUCCUCUGCUACAACAUCCUGUGCGACAAGUACGCCACCACCCAACUGUAUGGUUAUACUCCCUCAUGGGCGCUCUCAUGGGAUUACCGAAAGGACCGAAUCGCGAACGAAGUACUGAACUAUAAUGCGGAUAUUGUGUGUCUCCAGGAAGUUAAUUCAUCACAAUACGAAGACUACUUCAAAGAGGUUUACAGCAAGCGUGGAGAUUAUGAUAGCGUUUACUGGCAAAAGUCGCGUGCAAAAACGAUGUCUGACCAGGAGAGAAAAUCGGUGGACGGAUGCGCGACAUUCUUCAAGGCCUCAAAGUAUCGGUUAAUUGACAAACAAUUGAUCGAGUUCAACCAGGUGGCGUUACAGAGACCCGAUAUUAAGAAGACCGAGGACAUGUUCAACCGAGUCAUCACAAAAGACAAUAUAGCAGUUGUCACAUUGCUUGAAAAUAAGAGUAGCUUAUCACGUAUUAUCGUCGUCAACUGCCAUAUUCAUUGGGAUCCGUCGUACGCCGACGUUAAGCUGGUUCAGGUGGCGAUGUUGAUGGAUGAACUGGAUAAGCUCGCCCAUAGAUGGUGUACCUUACCUAGUCAAUCACCUUAUAAUUAUAGUGAUCCUCACAAAAUAUCAACCAUCAUCUGCGGAGACUUUAACUCGACCCCUGAUUCUGGCGUUUACGAAUUCCUCUCGCGAGGCACCAUUGGACAAGAUCAUGGUGAUUUCGGUGAUCACAUAUAUGGAUCCUACACCUCGGAAGGGCUAUCCCAUAAGCUGUCACUAAAAUCUUCUUACUCCAAUAUCGAGGAAUUGCCUUUUACUCAUUUCACACCUUCAUUUACCGGAGUGAUCGAUUACAUCUGGUAUUCCACGAAUACGCUGACCGUUACCGGUUUACUGGGCGGCGUAGAUAGAGAGUAUUUGUCUAAGAUGGUUGGAUUUCCAAAUGCGCAUUUUCCUUCCGAUCAUCUCCUGAUCCUCGCCGAGUUCCGAGUAAAACCUCCACAGACGAUACCACCACCACCUCAUUUUGGUGGCCUGGCAGGCGGGAGCAGUAGUGGUAGCAGUUCGCAGCGAAGGUUUUCUUCUCAACUAGGUUCCAAGAAAUAA
Molecule: messenger RNA, 2136 nt
Organism: Acaulospora colombiana
Lineage: Eukaryota; Fungi; Glomeromycota; Glomeromycetes; Diversisporales; Acaulosporaceae
Source: the annotation of a GenBank genome assembly